GAUCUGGAUCAGGCCGGAGCCACAACCCACGCAUCGCCCCCGACCCUCCCCCCACCCUCCCAGGCCGCACCGCCACCUUCUCUCCUCCGCACGGCCUCGAUCUGACCGGCGGGAGGCCUAGCUCGCCAUCCACUCCGUGCUCGCCCCCUCACCGGCAUCGCCUGGUGCUCGCGUCUCCCUGCCCGCCGUCUCCACCACCUCCUCCCCACCGUCUCCGUAGCAGAAGAAGAAACAAUUUUGCCUUUUCUUCUUGAUUGAUGAGGAUGAGGAUUCGCCAUUCAGGCUGUGACAAGGCGCGACUCCAGAAAUUGGCUGAUUGCCGCCCGUUCGAUCGGAUGCGAACCGGAUUGGAAUUGGAUUAACCGCCCAACCCCCCGCCGCAAUCCCCCACCGCAUAUGCCGCCGCCGCCAUGCCAUGCCUCACUCUCCACCGCUGGCACGAUAGUUCCAGCACCCCCCCUGCCGCUCCUCGUCAUCCGCCGGAUUUCAAGCGUCCCGUGAUUACAAUCCCCUUUUUUCAGAUAAAGAGAGGACCACCGGAGAUACUUCCACAGCUGCCCCUUCUAUCUCCAUCCAUGAUGAAUCUCCCAAGGCCACUACUAUGGGACCUUAUCCAAGCCCAGGCUGGUCCGACCUACCCACCGAUCUCCUGAUCCGCAUCCUGCUUCUCCUCGAGUUACCCGAGGCUCUGGCCUUCCGUGCUGUCUGCCCGUCAUGGUGCUCUGCCUCCAUGGCCGCCCCCAGUGUCCCACCUGGCUGCACACCGUGGCUUGUGUCCUUGGCGACCGAGCCACUUCCUGGAGGGGAACAGAGUCGCAGACUAUGGGAUCCCACAGUUACUUCCAAGUUCCGUAACCUCCUAGACGAGAAAGAAUUUAAGGUCAGUUUCCCCCGGGGCCAGGCUGUGGCCUGCUGCGGCUCCUUCCGUGGCUGGCUGGUCGUGGCCAACGAGCUCUCAGACCUUGUCCUCUACAACCCCUUUACAGCGGCAUUGCUCCCGCUCCCGCCGCUCACCGGCUUCACGUCGUGCCUCGAAGGGGUAUGCAGACCAAGGAAAUGUCAUUGGCUAUCGUUAUAAGUGUCUCCAUGGUGGUAAUGGCAGUGUUUAUGACAUGGAUUCUCUGGGCAGGCAUUUCUAUGACAAGGUUGUGUUGUCUGGUUCUCCAUCUGCCGGUCCCGCAGUUGCCUUGGCCAUCCACUUGGACGGCAAGCGGCUCUCUUUUGCGAGGGUAGGAGAUACUUCUUGGCGACAAGUUUCGGUGAUAAGGAGAAGCCAAGAUAGUUUUGCCGAUUGUGUCUACCUGCGAGGCAGAUUCUAUGUGUUGUCAAUGACAGGUAAAUUGAAGAUUUGGGACCUCGGUGGACCGGAGGACAUACCACGAAAGAAAACGAUCAUCGCCGAGGAAGACGAUGACUUUUUCGAAGUUAUCACGAAAUACUUGGUUCCAACUCCCUGGGGACAUCUUCUGCAGAUUCGUGUCAUCUUGGACAAGGAUCAGGAUCAUUGCAUCAGUGUUCAUGUAGACAGGCUGGAUCGCAAGAGCUGCCAAAUGGUAGGAGUAAGCCCCGCGACGGCUCUAAGGGGGCACGCUGCGCUCCUCGGACAGAAUAGCCCGGGUCUCUUGUCUGUGGAAAAAUUCCCUGAGCUGACUCCCCGUCUCAGGGGGGACAUUUUUGAGCGUCGUUGUAACCAAUGGAAGGGUGUAAAGGUCUAUGAUUUGAAGAAACUGACGCUGGAGGAUGCUUUCCCGUCCGGUGGUGGUCAUUAUGGAACAAUCUAUCCGUCAGAAGUCUGGUUCAUGCCGGGCCUGUGAUCACUUAGCAACCAUGUCGAUUGGAAGCUGUUUCGUGCUGCAUGCGUACGUUGGUGCUUUGCUAGGGCUGUUUUCUUCUAAAUUUUGUAUACAAUAGAUUGAUGAGUUGUGUUGGGUGUAUAUAUAGUACUAGUAGUAGCUGGCAUGAUGGCGAUCAUGAGUUUGUAUGAUGUCCUGUCCCACCACAAGGUUCAGGGCUUCAGAGGUUAGGUUUAGAUGUUGCACCGUGCUAAAUAUCAUCGCCUCUGAAUUUUAA
Triticum urartu is the source of this 2070-nucleotide messenger RNA. RefSeq names its product putative F-box protein At4g22170. Lineage: Eukaryota; Viridiplantae; Streptophyta; Magnoliopsida; Poales; Poaceae. Gene Ontology annotation, molecular function: protein binding. The record is from RefSeq and is a predicted model, not a curated record.